Molecule: messenger RNA, 341 nt
Organism: Aspergillus steynii IBT 23096
Lineage: Eukaryota; Fungi; Ascomycota; Eurotiomycetes; Eurotiales; Aspergillaceae
Exons: 1
Coding region: 98-280 (60 amino acids)
Source: RefSeq, a predicted model, not a curated record
UAUUUCCUGUUGUUCUUUUGCAUUGGGUUUGGUUAGCGAUUACCCCUCUUCUUCUCUUCUCUUCUUUUGAUUUUACCCCCUUUUUCAUUUGUGAUUGAUGUUCUAUGCUGCCCCCCUUUUGUUCCUUGCUGUUUUACGAACUCUAUACCCCCGAGCAGCAACACCUUGUAUACUUCCCCUGUAUAUAUCUAUUUCUGAUCCGAUUUGGUUGUUUUCUUGCCUUUUUACACUGAGCAGUUAUCUGUUGGAUGCAAUUGCUGUUAUCUUUGGACGCUUAUAGACUUGGUUUCCGUGCGCAAGAAUACACUAUACUACUUAUGGAUUUUUCACCUGCAUGCAAU